CUUUCACAGGGAGGUGGGUGUGAUUCUAGAGAAAUACUGUUGGGCAUGUAUGUGUGCGUGUGUGUGCGUUGGGGAGAGUGUGUGUAUUUGUGUGCGUGUGAAAGUGCUCAUGUGCGUAUAUGGAUGAGCGUGUGCGCAUAAACUUCAUAUAGCAGUAAGAUUUCAAGUUGGCGGGCCUGUACGAGUGCAAGCCGCCAAUCUCCAAGGCCAAGAUGACGGCCAUAACCAAGGGCGCCAUAAGGGCCAUAAAAUUCUACAAGCAUGUGGUUCAGAGCGUCGAGAAGUUCAUACAGAAGUGCAAAACCGAGUACAAGAUCCCGGGCCUGUACGUAAUAGACAGCAUUGUAAGGCAGAGCAGACACCAGUUCGGCAUUGAGAAAGAUGUGUUCGCGCCCCGUUUUGCAAAGAAUAUCCUGGUGACCUUCUUCUACCUGUUCAAGUGCCCCCAGGAGGAUAAGAGCAAGGUCAUACGUGUCUUGAACCUGUGGCAGAAGAACCAGGUCUUCGCCGAGGAGGUCAUCCAGCCUCUCUUUGACCUGGCCGACCCCAACCACCCCAUUCAGAAGGAGGUCACCCUGCAGAUCACCCAGAAGGCCUCCAAAGCCAAGACCCAUCACCCGCACCAAUCCGGCGACCACCCCCAGGGCACCCCGGGUCAAGGAGGGGGCGGUGGGGGUGGCGGGGGGGGGCGCGGCGGCCCCCAGGACGGCGGGAUGGGUGGGCCGCCCCCCGGAAGCCUCACCCCUCAGAUGGAUGAUGGGCGAAUGGGUCAUGGGGUCGGACAGCAGCCCGUGCCAGUGACCAGCGUGUCAAGCCAGGUCAUGAGUGCUGCUGUGACCAAUCUUGACCCCAGCCUCAUACAGCAGAUUCAGCAGAUCCUCAUGAAGCAGCCAGCAGCAGCGGCGGCGGCGGCUGCGGCGGCUCAGCAGGACGAUGGGGGAGCCGCCGCUGGUAUGGCCGCCGCAGCCGCCGCCGCUGCUGCAGCCGCCGGUAUGGUCCCCCCCAACGUGGAUGAGGUCAAGUCACAAGGGAUUCCCGGACUGGCGAAUGCGGGUGACUACGAUGGGCGAUCGCUCCCCUUCCUAACUGUGGACACCUCCCAGCCUCCCCCUGGGUACCUGCCCCCCGCCCCGUACAUGGGUGGAAUGGCCCCCGCCCCCCCGCUGGCAGUGCCCCCCCCGGCCCUGGACUACAGCCAGGUUCACCCGCCCCCGGAGAAGCCGAAAAGCCCCAGGGAGGAAGGAGAGCAUUCGGAUGACUCGGAUGACGUCAAAGAAAUUCACCACGAGGACAGGGACUCAGAAAGACGGCGACGAUCAAGGUCAAGAUCGAGGUCAAGGUCAAGGCGAAGACGGCGGACCAGGUCAAGGUCGCGGUCGAGGUCACGGUCGCGCCACAGGAGGUCGCGCUCGAGGUCAAGAGGUCGGAGGUCGUCGUCGAGGUCGCGGAGGAGGAGAUCACGGUCCAGAGACAGAGACAGAGAAAGAGACAGGGACCGGAGAGACAGAGACCGGGACAGGGACCGGGACCGGGACAAGGAGAGGGAGAAGGAGAAGCUCGACCCGGAGAAAGAGCGAGAGCGGGAGCGAGAGCGAGAGAAAGAGAGAGAGAGAAAAAAGAGAGGCCUACCCCCAGUGAAGAAGGAACAUCUGAGUGUCUGCUCAACAACGCUAUGGGUCGGACAUCUGUCGAAGCUGGUCCAUCAAGAAGAGCUCUCGGACACCUUCGGAGAGUACGGGGACAUUGUAAGCAUUGACCUCAUACCACCGAGAGGCUGCGCAUUUAUCUGCAUGAACCGACGUCAGGAUGCGUCCCGGGCCCUCUCCAAGCUCAAGAACCACAAGAUGCAUAACAAGGCCAUCACCCUCGCAUGGGCCCCCGGGAAGGGUGUGAAAGGCAAGGAGUUCAAGGAUUACUGGGAGGUCGAGGUGGGCUGUUCCUACAUACCCUUCCACAAGCUGGUGACCAUGAGCAGCAUCGACCUGGACAACCUGGAGGAAGGGGGGAUGAUUGACGAGGAGACGGUACCAGAUUGGCUGAGAGGACGAUACGGGCUUGAAGGCGCCCCACCCCCCGGGCCGCCCCCAGGGUUCGUCCCCAUCGCAGUCCCGCCGGGGCAUCCACCCAACACCCGUAGCCAGGAUAUCGUCGCCCCGCUGCCCCCCAUGCCCCCGCCCCCCGUGGAGAAGGGGCAGGAUGUGUCAAGGGAUGGCCCACCGCCCCCCAUCCCCAACAACGCCCCGGGACUGCCCCCGAAUAUGCUGCCCCCGCCAUUCGGUCUCCCCAACAUGCCCCCGCCCCAGGUUGGCCCUGGCCCUGGAGGAAUGCCCCCGCUGCCCCAGGGGUUCGUGCCGCCCAACCUGCCCCCUAUGGGAGUGCCGCCGCCCCUGGGUCUCCCCCCCUUGGGCGUGCACCCCCCUGUGUCAUCCAUCCUGGGCCAGCCCCUCAUCGGGGCAAUGCCCCCCCCAGUCAGCAUGGCCAAUAUGCAAAACAGGGCCAUGAGUAAGUACACAUUCGCACAUAAGAUGGGUCACGCCGGGGAUCUCCAGAACAACCUCCCCAGUGCAGCCCCGCCAGCCACCACCAUGGCCUCCAACACCAACGCUGGGGGCGGGGCGGGCGGGGCGGGGGGAGGGAUGCCCCCGUUGCCCCCGUCGCAUGACUCAAACGACAUGGAUAUUGAAAUGGAGGAUGCUGUGGAUAAGGCCGACAUGGGCAAAGAGAACGGACUCCCCAGCAAAGAGAAGGACGACAGGGACCGGGGCGGGGCACCGGGGGAACGCCGCCGGGACCGCCCCUCCAGAUUCGAGCGGCUCCUUGGCCCCGGAAGAUCGCCCCCUAUGCAGGAGGAGAAGAUGGGGCUGGUGGAACGUCUGAGGAACAUCGCUUCGGGCGGGGCAGCCGGGGCGGGCGGGGUUGAGCAUGAGCCCCGGGACCGUUACGAGAGGGAGAGGAGGGAGAGAGACCACGAGAGGGAGAGGGAGAGAGUGGGGAGAGAUUUGAGGGAGGAGAGAGGAGGAGUCGUGGAGAGAGAGAGAGGGAGAGAUGGAGGGCGCUUCGACCCGGACGCCUUCUCGGGGCCACCCCCAGGGUUCCCCCAGGCUGGCCGAAACCCCGACGGUCCUCCGACCUUCCGCCCCGACGGCAGCGGCGGCGGCGGUCCCAACGGCCCCGUUGGCCCCGCGGCGUUCAACAACUUCGUCUCGGUCAACUUCGGACCUCCCGGGGCGGGGUCUGGUGGUCCCCCGGGGAUGAUGGGACGCCCCCCAGGUCCCCCACACACCCACACGGGGAUGCGGGGCGAUGGCUUCGGACCCAUGGGAAUCGGCAUGAUGUCGGGACACACGGGUCCAGGGUUCGGGCCCCGAGGGAUGCACGGCCCCGGUGGGUUCCAGGGGCCCCGGGGUCUCUUGGGGCCUCCACCCAUGAACAUCGGAUCGUUGAUGGGGACACGACCCCCCCUGAUGGGCGACCUCCCGGGGGGACCUGGGGGCGGCGGGGGCAUGCGGGGCCCAGGUGGCAUGCCGGGGCAGAGACCGGGUCUGUGGAUGGACGGCCCUGGUGGUCCCGGUGGUCCAGGUGGCCCCGGCCCCAGGUUCCAGGGCCACGAUGUGCCCCACGGUGGGCGCGAGGGCCUGGGUGAGCGUCUGUGGGGCGAGCCGGAGCGGGGCCGCGAGGGUGAGCUGGAGCGCUUCAGGGAGGCUGCCGAGAGGGACAGGGAGCGCCUGCCCCGGGAUGACGACCGGGGCCCCCGGGACAUGGACCAUGGCAUGGACCGGGGCAUGGAUGAGCGGGGACUGGAUGAGCGAUCCCGGGACAGGCCCAGGGAGGAGCGGCCCCGCGACGAUCGGGGCCGAGACGACCGCCAGCGCAACGACCGCUUCAGGGACGACCGGCCCCGGGACGACCUGCGGGGUGACCGGGGCCGCGAUGACCGCCGGGACGACCGGGGCGGUGGCCGAGACGACCGGCCCCGCGGCGGCGACCGCUACAGAGACAGCCGCUCCCGGGACGAGCGGCCCCGCGAUGACCGGGGCAGCAGCGGCCGGGAUGAACGGCGGGACAGCCGGGGCCGGGACGGGCGGGAGGACCGGCCGCCCCGAGAGGAGCGUCCGUGGGAGGCCAAGGGGCGCGAGGCAGAGCAGCAGCAGCAGCAGCAGCAGCCGCCACCACCGCAGCCGUCCCCGGCGGGGCGGCGGCGCGAGGAGCGGCGGCCGUGGGAGAAGUCCCGGUGGGCGCCACGCGAGGAGGCGGUGGUGGAGGUUGGCGACGACCCCUCGGGGGGCUGGGACACCUGGGCACAGCGCUCCACCCUGCCUACCCCGCCCCUCGCCCCAGGAACAGGCUCCGGACCUGGCCCUGGCCCCGGGCCCCACCAGCACCCCAGGGAACCACUGCUCCCCAGGGGGCCAGACCCCACUCCCAUGGACACCCACAAGGAGCCCCAGCAGCAGCAGGAGGGUGAGGGCGGGGGUGGCCCCAGCCCCGACCACCAGCCAGACCAAGACAAGGCUGUGGCCCCGCCGGGGGAGGGCCUAACGCAGGGCGGCGGCUCCCCCAAAGACCCCGAGGCUGUGGCACCAACCCCCGCUGAGGAGGAGGCGGGGCCAGGGCCGGGGCAGGACACAGCUGCCCCGGACAAGGAGGUGGCCAGCCCCGGGAAGGAGAGGGACCUGUACGACCCCUUCACCACUGCCGCCAAGGACGACCAGGCUGCCCCGGCUGCCCCGCCCCAGCAGCCUGACAGGGAGGCCUCCCUCCCUCCCCAGACCCUGGAGGCCCUACAGGAGGCAGCCCCGGAGGCGGAGGCCCCAGCAGCACACACUUCCCCCGCCCAGCCUGCCCCAGAGGCCUCACCGCCCCGGCCGGCCUGCCCCUCACCCAGCCCCGCCAUGCAGGCCUCCCCCCCACAAGACUCCCCGCCUCCGGCUUCCCCGCCCCAGACUGUUCCCCAAGCAGACUCCCCGCCCCAGCCAGCCCCGCAGGAUUCCCCUCCCAGACCGGACAUGCAAGACUCCCCGCCCCGACCGGUCAUGCAGGAUUCCCCGCCCCGGCCUGCCAUGCAGGAUUCCCCGCCCCAGGAGUGUCCUCAGGACUCUCCACCCCACACAGUCCCACAGGACUCCCCGCCCCGGUUGGCCUCCCCGCCCCGCCAAGCCUCCCCUCCAUCGGCCAUGGUGAGAGAGGAGCCUUGCCCUGGGUCCCCCAUGGGGUCCCCCGGGGGGCCAGAGCCCGUGGACUUUCCCCGGGACGAGGAGAUGGCCCCGGCCGUGCCUGAAAUCCCGGAGGUGCCCCGGGCUGCCCCGGUGGAGGCGGCCAUGGAGAUGGAGGAGCGGUUCGAGGAGGAGGCCCCCAUGGAGGCCCAGGAGGCCGGGGCAGACAUGAGCCCCAUGAGUGACAACGGGGCGGGGCAUGGCGGGGCCUAUGCCGACGGUGACGGCCGUCCCAAUGAGGGCACGGAGGACAGCGGGGCGGAGGAGGACGGCUCCCCCGCCCCGGAGGAAGAGGACGGGGCUGGCAGCGGCGGCGGCCCCAUGAACGAGGACUAGUGGCGCGUGUGAGGGCGGGGCGGGGCAAGUGUUCCUGUGGACAGUGGCGGGGCAGUGGUGUGUGUGGACCCCAGGCAGGCAGAAAGACGGCCCCGCGGGGCGGUGACUCAUUACCUCGUGGCUGUGACCCCCGCAACACACAGACACACAGACACACUCGCCGGGUGUUGCAGGAUAUUUUUAACACUUCCAAGACGACGGCGACGUUUUAAAUAAAUUUUAGACAUUUUUCUAAA
Molecule: messenger RNA, 5785 nt
Organism: Eriocheir sinensis (Chinese mitten crab)
Lineage: Eukaryota; Metazoa; Arthropoda; Malacostraca; Decapoda; Varunidae
Gene: Isha
Product: SR-related and CTD-associated factor 4-like
Exons: 17
Coding region: 213-5549 (1778 amino acids)
Cellular component (GO): nucleus
Molecular function (GO): RNA binding
Source: RefSeq, a predicted model, not a curated record